Molecule: messenger RNA, 324 nt
Organism: Trypanosoma brucei brucei TREU927
Lineage: Eukaryota; Euglenozoa; Kinetoplastea; Trypanosomatida; Trypanosomatidae
Exons: 1
Coding region: 1-324 (107 amino acids)
Source: RefSeq, a predicted model, not a curated record
AUGACCAUCGUGGCCACCAUGUUCCAGCGAAGAGGAAGAAAUGCGUUUAUGCAGGCCGUGAUACAUGACAUAAGACUGUUGGAAUCAGCCUUUGAGAACGAGCCACUGCCCACUAAAACCCUCUUAAGUGAAUAUUAUUUUCAACCCAGUUCACCAGUACAUGGCGACCAUGAUUCACACGUUGGUCUAAAGGGACGGUAUCCAGUGCAGCCCGCUAUCCCUUCCUAUAUCCACUGUGGCAUAUCACCCUGUGAAUUCACCACCAGCUAUACGGCUAAUGGCGUGUAUACGACUUCGAUGGGUUCCCCCUGGACAGAGUACUAA